Molecule: messenger RNA, 1769 nt
Organism: Zea mays
Lineage: Eukaryota; Viridiplantae; Streptophyta; Magnoliopsida; Poales; Poaceae
Exons: 6
Coding region: 137-1621 (494 amino acids)
Source: RefSeq, marked provisional
CCAACGGCAAAAGCGAUCGUUGCCGCGUCCCCAGCGAGCGUGCCGCCAUUGCGCCGCCACGCCGGCGACCCGCGGCGUCGCAUCGCAUGUGAACACGGGGCGCGUUUCUCGUGCCUGUCAAGUAAGAUCGGUGGCGAUGAAGUGCGUCUCCGGCGCGUACUUCGAGCCGGACUUCGACCCGCUCCUCGACCGCCUCGGCACCCCCGGGGUCGUCGUCGAUAACGAGACGCGCGAGGACUGCACGCUCGUCAAGGUCGACAGCGUGAACCGGGACGGCGUGCUGCUGGACAUGGUGCAGCUGCUCACCGACCUCGACCUCGUCAUCUCCAAGUCGUACAUCUGCUCCGACGGCGGCUGGCUCAUGGAUGUGUUCCAUGUGACGGACCGGACAGGGCGCAAGCUGACGGACCCGUCGCUCCCCGAGUUCAUCCAGCGCGCGCUCGUGCGGUUCCACCGGACCGUCAACUGCGCGUCGCCCAGGUUCACCACGUGCCUCGGCAACGUGGUGGGGCCGGCCGGCCCCGACGUGUCGGGCUGCGCCGCGCUCGAGUUCACGGUGAACGACCGCCCGGGCCUGCUGUCGUCCAUCACGUCCGUGCUGGCCGACAGCGGCUGCCACGUCGCGUCGGGGCAGGCGUGGACGCACAACGGCCGCGCGGCCGGGGUGCUGUACGUCACGCCGCCGCUCCCGAGCCGGUGGGCGCGCGUCGAGCGGCUGGUGGAGGCCGUGGUGGGCGCGCGCGAGAACGUGGCCGGCGAGCGACACUGGACGCGCGUGUCGGGGCCCGCGCGGGGCCGCGUCCACACGGAGCGCCGCCUGCACCAGCUCAUGCGCGACGACCGGGACUACGAGUCCGGCCCGGCGCCGACCCCCGUCGACGAGGGGCUCUUCGGCGUGGGCGACAAGGCCGCGACCACCGCGCGGACGGCCCGCCGCGCCCGCGCCGCGACGCGGGUGUCCGUCGACAGCUGGGAGGAGCGGGGCUACGUCGUCGUCAAGAUGACGAGCAGGGACCGACCCAGUCUGCUCUUCGACACGGUGUGCGCGCUCACCGACAUGCAGUACGUCGUCUUCCACGCUACCGUCGGGUCCCAGGGGGUUCUCGCCAUUCAGGAAUAUUACAUCCGGCACAAGGACGGGGGCACGGUCGACAGCAGCGCCGAGCGGCAGAAGGUCUCCCGGUGCCUCGUGGCCGCGGUGGAGCGGAGGGCCACUCAUGGCGUGAGAGUGGAGGUGCACGCCGCCGACCGCUCGGGGCUGCUAUCGGACUUCACCAGAGUGCUGCGGGAGCACGGCCUGUCGCUGCUGAGAGUUGAGCUCAAGAGGCACAGGGACGAGGCCUUCGGCGUAUUUUACCUCGACACGGACACCGGCGGCGAGGUGCGCACUGAGGCAUUGCGCGCCGUGCAGAUGAGGGUCGCCGAGAUGGGCAUCUCGCUCGACGUUGUAAAGGAGACCAAGGCCCCUGGCUGGCCGCCUGUGAGGAAGACCAGCGUGCCAGCCCCACCCGUCGCCGGGCAGCAGCCUCAGGAGAAGCCCAGACCUUCUCUUGGGAGCCUCCUAUGGUCAAACCUUGAAAAGCUCUCAAAUAACUUCAACUACAUCAGGUCUCCAGCAUAGACGCUUCCAUUGGUGCGUCGGUUCCAGUCAUUUUCCGGAUCUCGGGUACUAACAAUUAAAAUGUCAUGAAACCGUACAAAUUUGUAUAUAUAGUAUAGCAUGUUGGCAUGUUGCAUUGCACAUGAAAUUCUUUAGAUAUUUGAAGAUC